AUGAUCCGCAUCCAUUUAGCUAACCUGUACCACGGUGUUUCACCCGAUCAAUUUCAAGCCGAUCGUGUUCUACGGGAGGAUGUGUGCGCCCUGGCAGAAGGACGGCUGAUCGGGGAGCUCAUAGCAGCUGGGCAUGAGAUCCCUCCUGGCAAUGAGAUUAGGAAACCACCUGAGUUUGAGGUGAUUGGCGAUGAGGUGGAGGAUAGGGAGUGGAGAGCGGAGAUGGCAGAGCGGAUGCAUAGGCUGGAGGUUCGAAAUGAGAGUCAGGCAGUGGCUAUUGCCAAGCUCGAGAGGCAACAACGUGAGCUGAUGCUGUCCCGUACUCCACAGCCGGGCAUUGGCGGUGUGGAUAUAGGGGAGGGACAUGGUGAUGUGGGAGGGGACGUUGCAGGAGAGGGACAUGUUGAUGUGGGACAGGUAGCUACAGGGCAGGGACAUGGGGAUGCGGGAGGGGAUGCUGUAGGGGAGGGACAUGGGGAAGUGGGAGGGAACAACGCUGGCACACAUGACAGCAUGAGAGGUGCACAUGGCGAGGGUCCUGAGGCUGACGUUGAGGCGGGUGUAGGUGGGAUUAACAGUAAGCUUGAAAAAGAUGGAGAUGGUGAUAUGGCGGACGGUGCGAGGAGGGACGAUGAGGAACUGGGGUUGCGUGAUGAAGGUGCCAAAGGCCGCCCACAUUUGCCGACCGUCCCUCUCCAGCUCAACGAUGGUGGAGUUGAGCGUGGAGGAGAGGCGGUGCUUGGAGGGACUGACGACGCAAGGGGUUGCAAGGAUAGUGGAGGCCAAGCGGUGGGCAGAGUGGAGGAACUGGCGAGAAGUGCUCGGCAGCCUCCCUGA
Closterium sp. NIES-65 is the source of this 837-nucleotide messenger RNA. Lineage: Eukaryota; Viridiplantae; Streptophyta; Zygnematophyceae; Desmidiales; Closteriaceae. The record is from the annotation of a GenBank genome assembly.